Molecule: messenger RNA, 3732 nt
Organism: Conger conger (European conger)
Lineage: Eukaryota; Metazoa; Chordata; Actinopteri; Anguilliformes; Congridae
Gene: zfand4
Product: zinc finger, AN1-type domain 4
Exons: 11
Coding region: 659-2626 (655 amino acids)
Molecular function (GO): zinc ion binding; protein binding
Source: RefSeq, a predicted model, not a curated record
UAUCGUUCAUGGCAGGUGCUACCUAAACCGGACUGGUGUAGCUGAUCGCCUAGAUGUAGCAAUUCGUGUACAUAAAUUGAUGUUUAUGCAUGCGAAUUGUGCUUAAAAUUAUGGCAACAAAUUGUUCAGUUAAAAAUAGAAUCGUUUUGAUAACAUUUCACUCCAUUUCAGCAUCAGGCAAAGAAGAUAAAGUUGUACAGUAGAAAGGCGGCAAGGUAGCUCGAGGGUCAAGGUGUUGUUAGCUGUCUGCUAGCCACCUGGAGUGACGCUAGUCGGUGGGGACAAGGUGCUAGCUAGCUGCAGAUUUACCAAAGGCUGGAUGUGGUUGUUUUAGCUACUUUUAAGUUCACGUUAGUAAGUAUCGUAAUUCGAUAAGCAACUUCGCACCGAAUCUGGAAAAGAAGACAUCAUCUAUCUUUGUGGAAAUAUUACCGGUUUCGGACUUUUCCAGACUGCCGUUAGAUCCAUCAUUGUCUUCUGGGACUCCACAGACAUGCUGAUACUGUGCAGACGGACCUCAUGAUGGCCGACCUGGACGAGGGUGAACACUCACACCUCCAGCCCUUCCCCUCCCCAGCAGCGGGACCCCCGAAUCCCUGGUCCUGAAGGCCCCCGUUACCCAGCCCCUGACUCCGACCUUGACCCCGACCCUGUGGAAAUGGCUGACAAGAAGGAGCCGCCCUUCUUCAACGAGGACAACGUGGGUCCCUUCCGCUUCUCUCUGCCGAGCUACGAGACCAUGGAGCUGCUCAUCGAGACGCUCACGGGCACCUGCUUCCAGCUCCGCGUCUCGCCCUUCCAGACGCUCGUCUCCGUCAAGGCCAAGAUCCAGAGGCUGGAAGGUAUCCCUGUUGCCCAGCAACACUUGAUCUGGAAUAAUGUGGAGCUGGAUGAUGAGUACUGCCUGCAUGAUUACAACAUUGCAGAUGGGAGCACUCUGAAGCUCGUUCUGGCUAUGAGGGGAGGUCCCAUCAACACCAGAAGAGUUGCCGUGGACGACUCGGCGAAGGAGAUGGCGGAGUACAUGGAUGGGGGGCGGGACGAGGCUUGGGAGAAGGCCCCGCCCAACAAGCAGGUCACAUAUCUUGUGUACCGUGAGGGCGACCAGCUCAACUUCUUCCGGGUCGUAGACCGGGGCGACGGCACUCUGACCCCUGUGUCUGAAUCAGUGAGGGGAGGCUCGGUGUAUAACCUGUACACAGAGGAGGAGGACCUGGCUGAGUCUGGCUCGGGGCAGCAAGCCCUGGAGAACUCCAUCACCAUGAGCAAGAUGAAGCUACUGAAGGCCAAGAUGGAGGACAUGAACCUCAACAAAAAGCCCAAGAAGACUGCGAAGUUGAAACCCAGGCCUCCGGGCGGCCCUCGAACCUGCAACGGCUACCUGGCUCCCAACCGACACCACCGGCCCUUCCGGAUCCUUCCACAGAUCGGCCAGUCCCUACCUCCGGCCCGGGAGCCGAAAUUUGCUGUAGGCACCGCCCACCUCCCCUCGGGUCCCACCCCCGUCGGACAGACUCUGCCACGGGAGCCCAAGGGGGAGGGGCCAUGGGAGAGCCCCGCCCUCGGCAGAAUCCUGUCCCCUCCCAAAGUGUCCCGGCUGGAGGUGGGCGGGGCCAAGUCGCUGAAAGACCACCCCCUACCGCCUCUCUCCAUUCUGGCCAAUAGAGGCUUGCCUGACGGUGCUGCAGAAGAGCCAGGCCCCAAAGUAGGCAGAGCAUCUCUGAUGGAGGACUUGCUGCUGACCGACCCUCUUAAGGCUCUAUCGGUCAGCGAGCCAAGGCGUGACCCCGUGACCUUUGACCUGCCGUCCCCAGAGGCCGGUAGACGGGACUCGUUAGCAGCGGUUGCUGAGCAGCCGCCUGUCGUGUCGCGGUUGCCGCAGGCUUUGAGCUCAGACUGUAUGGACCCCUGGUCUGCGGGGGUCCCCUGUGUGGACUCGGCCACGGCGGAAACAGGGCUGCUUCGCGCCUCCCUGGACCUCCCCGCUGCCUCCAGCCCCGCUCCGCGCCGGCCCUACUGCUCCGCCAGUGCGCCGUGGCCCGCCUCCUCUCUCCCAGCCCCCGCCCCCACCCCGCCCUCCAGGUCUGCACGCUUCCGGACGCAGUCCCCCGACGCUCGGCCCGAGGGCCGGGACCUGGCCCUGACGACCCCCCAGGAGCCCCCCGGCGCGCGGGGCAGGGCGGGGCUGCUGGCCUCUCUCUCCCGGAGCAGGAGCAGGGAGGCCGGGCCGGGCCGACCCUGUGCCAGCAUCCACAUCAUCCAGGAGGACCUGCUGCUCGGGCCUGCGCCUCCCUUACUGUCUUCAAACAGAUCACCUGGGGGGCCGACCAGCUCUGUGAGGAGAGGAGAUGUAGCCAAAGACCUGGUGGUGGGCAACCCCACGUACCUCCUUCCUCCGGUGAAGGCUCCCGUCAGCUCGAGGAAGAAGAGUUCCAAACACUGUUACCUGUGCAGGAAGAAGACCGGCCUGGCUACCAGCUUCCAGUGCAGGUGCGGCAACAACUUCUGCGCCACACACCGCUAUGCAGAGACCCACGACUGCAGCUACGACUACAAAGGGGCCGGCCGCCGCCUCCUGCAGGAGAGCAACCCCAUCAUCACCGCACCAAAGCUGCCCAAAAUCUGAACCCCCGUCCCCAGAGAGGGGAACUUUAUCACCGCCGCGCGCUUUCUUCCUGGGCUGAAAACUGUUGAGAGGCCGAGAAAUGAUAAAAACAACAAAUGCAAAAAAUAAAUAUAGCACACUCUUGCCUGUUGAAAUAAUGUGAAUAAAACCUCAGAUCAUGCUGCAUUGAUCUGCUCUCUGAAGAAGCCCUGAAUGUACAGUGUAGUGAAAAAGUUUUUGCCUCCUUCCCCAUCUUCCGUAUUAACGCGUAUUUGUCACACUGAAUAGUUUCAGUGGCUUUAGACAAAAUUUUAUAUUAGAUGAGUGAACCAGAGUACAAGGAAACCAUUUUUCUUUUUUAUUAUUCAUUUAUUUAAAGGUUCCAUAUUGUGGAAAAGGUCAUUUCCUUUGCUAUGUGGAUUAUAAUGGAGUUGAAGGUGCUAUAAAAACUCAGUCCCCAAGGAAAUCCACACAAUCCGUAUCGAAACACACAGUCCCCAAAUAUAGCUACACAAUCCGUAUCAACACUGGACAAUGAACAUGUAAUACUGGAUAGAGAGAGUUUUUGACACUAGAAAGGUGUACAAUAUGGAACCUUUAAUAUAAAAAAGGUUAUCAAACGCUCAUAUCACCCAUGCAAAGUACUUGCCUAAAGAUAAUUUUGUUUAAAGAUCUGAAACCACUAAUAAAAAUGCAAUAAUAGAGGACAUUAGGGAGCCAAUAAUUUUUCACUCCACUGUGUACAGGGUUUUUUAUUUUUAUUUUUUUUAUUUUUUUUAGGACUGUAUUUGUGUGUGUGUGGGGGGUAAUUUGACAAAUGCAUGUAAUGCAGUAACUGUUUUCGUUUGUGUUUGUUUCUUAUGAAAAGGUCUGAAGAUCACUCUCCAUGGGACAAGUCUUUACAGGAUGCACUUUAAUAACAAGUAAUAUAUUUAAGUCUUGUCAAGUCUUGUGAUAUUUCUUGGGUGAACUGCUGGGGGGUUGUGAAAACUUGUUGGUUGCCAUAAUGAGAACAAAUCACUGUUUUGUAAUGCUACAUUGUUUUAUAAAAAGGAAAAAACAAAAACAGUUAGCUGUUCUGGAAAAAGAAUUCUGAUAAUAAAUACUCGUUUCUGUGAUUUAACACA